CUUGUGACAGGACACUUCCCAUUCACGGAGGGCAGUAGAAGACAGCACUGCCUGGCUGGAACUCUAUAGACUCAGGAGAAAGAUGAAUUGGCCACAUUCCUGCAUCUCCUUUUGUUGGAUUUACUUUGCUGCCUACAGACUGAGAGCUGUAGGGUCGGCAGAUGGGAAAUAUGCUCAGAAGUUGUUUAAUGACCUUUUUGAAGAUUAUUCCAAUGCUCUCCGCCCAGUGGAAGAUACGGAUACAGUCCUGAAUGUCACGCUGCAGAUUACACUUUCUCAGAUAAAGGAUAUGGAUGAAAGAAAUCAAAUUCUGAUCGCCUACUUGUGGAUACGCCAAAUCUGGCAGGAUGCAUAUCUCAAAUGGGACCAAGAGCUGUAUGAUGGUCUAGACUCCAUCAGAAUCCCCAGCGACUUGGUGUGGAGGCCAGACAUUGUCCUAUACAACAAGGCAGAUGAUGAGUCUUCAGAACCAGUGAACACCAAUGUGGUUCUGCGGUAUGAUGGGCUGAUCACCUGGGAUGCGCCAGCCAUCACCAAGAGCUCCUGUGUAGUGGAUGUCACCUACUUCCCCUUUGACAAACAGCAGUGCAAUCUAACCUUUGGUUCUUGGACCUACAAUGGCGAUCAGGUGGACAUAUUCAAUGCCCUGGACAGCGGAGACCUCUCUGACUUCAUUGAGGAUGUGGAAUGGGAGGUCCAUGGCAUGCCUGCAGUGAAGAACAUGAUCUCCUAUGGCUGCUGCUCUGAACCUUACCCAGAUGUGACAUUCACUCUUCUUCUGAAGCGGAGGUCCUCAUUCUAUAUUGUCAACCUGCUUAUUCCAUGCGUCCUCAUCUCUUUUCUGGCCCCCUUGAGUUUUUACCUUCCAGCAGCUUCUGGGGAAAAGGUCUCCCUGGGAGUGACAGUCCUCUUGGCCAUGACUGUAUUUCAACUAAUGGUGGCAGAGAUCAUGCCAGCCUCAGAAAAUGUCCCUCUAAUAGGCAAAUACUACAUAGCUACCAUGGCUUUGAUCACAGCAUCGACUGCCUUGACUAUUAUGGUGAUGAAUGUCCACUUCUGUGGGGCCGAGGCCCGGCCAGUGCCACACUGGGCCAGAGUGGUCAUCCUGAAAUACAUGUCCAGAAUCUUGCUUGUAUACGACGUGGGUGAGAACUGCCUGACCCCACACCACAACAGACGACGGGACCACUUCACAAAGGUUUAUGGCAAGCUCCCAGAACCUAAUCUGAAAACAGUAGGGAACAAAGAUCUUUCUAGAAAGAAAGAAAUAAACAAACUCUUAAAGAAUGACUUGGAAUGCCAGGGUGAGAGUCCCCAGAAUGCUGACAAUUACUGUGCACGGUACAACAUGCUGACAAAGAAUAUUGAGUAUAUUGCCAAGUGCCUCAAAGACCACAAAGCCACUAAUUUCCAGGGAAGUGAAUGGAAGAAGGUUGCGAAAGUGAUAGACCGAUUCUUCAUGUGGAUUUUCUUCAUUAUGGUGUUUGUGAUGACUAUUUUGAUAAUAGCAAAAGCAGAUUAGUGA
Molecule: messenger RNA, 1525 nt
Organism: Chrysochloris asiatica (Cape golden mole)
Lineage: Eukaryota; Metazoa; Chordata; Mammalia; Afrosoricida; Chrysochloridae
Gene: CHRNA9
Product: cholinergic receptor, nicotinic, alpha 9 (neuronal)
Exons: 5
Coding region: 83-1522 (479 amino acids)
Biological process (GO): nervous system process; chemical synaptic transmission; monoatomic ion transmembrane transport
Cellular component (GO): neuron projection; postsynaptic membrane; synapse
Molecular function (GO): transmembrane signaling receptor activity; acetylcholine-gated monoatomic cation-selective channel activity
Source: RefSeq, a predicted model, not a curated record